Messenger RNA from Lobosporangium transversale, 1007 nucleotides. RefSeq lists its product as hypothetical. The record is from RefSeq and is a predicted model, not a curated record. The transcript has a single exon. The coding region runs from base 75 to 1007 and encodes 310 amino acids. NCBI's taxonomy places the organism in Eukaryota, Fungi, Mortierellomycota, Mortierellomycetes, Mortierellales, Mortierellaceae.
CUUUUUUCUUCCUCUUCUUCCUCUUCUUCCUCUUGUUCCUCUUCUUUUCCUUUAAACUGCUUCUAUUACUAGCAAUGUCCAAGAUUCUUGUCGUUUUUGGCGCUACUGGUCAACAAGGAGGAUCUGUUGUCAACUAUGUCCUCAACGAUCCAGAGCUAUCUAAGCAAUUCAAGAUUCGAGCAGUUACACGCGACCCUUCUAAACCAGCUGCUCAAACCUUGCAGCAACAAGGAGUCGAUAUCGUUAAAGGGGAUGUGGACGAUAAAGAAUCGAUUAAGUAUGCUCUCCAAGACGCACAUACAGUCUUUGGAGUUACCACAACAUCUUAUGAUGAGCACCUUUAUUCGAGAGAAUUCGCUCAAGGGAAAGCAUUAGCGGAUGCUGCUGUCGCCGCAGGAGUUCAAUACUUCAUUUUCAGCUCUUUACCCCACGCAGGCAAACUCUCUAACGGCAAACAUCCUGGAGUGGAGUCUUUCAACGUCAAAGCUGAUAUUGAAGAGUACAUUCGCUCUUUACCCAUCAAGAGCGCCUUUUUUGCACCAGGCUUGUUUAUGCAAAAUUACUCCAGGCACGCUGCUCCUCAACCUCAAGGGGAUGAAACCUACGCACUUCUUAAUAUAAUCUCUCCUCAGACUUUGCUUCCAUUAAUCGAUACUCCUGGUGACACUGGCAAAUAUGUGGGUGCUAUUCUUGCAGAACCAGACAAGUAUGAGGGUACAGUCUUUAAUGCUUCAACAGAGCUUCUCACUUUUGAGGAAAUGGCAGAGGUGAUCAGUAAAUCAACAGGCAAGACAGUCAAGUAUAAGCAAAUUUCAGCGGAGGCCUAUGCGAGCUCCAUGCCAGCUGAUCUUGGCAAAUACCUGACUCGUAUGCAGCUAUACAUCCAGGAUUGCGGCUAUUUUGGUCCACAAACAAGAGAGCUUGUAGAAUGGUCUGUCAAGAAUGCUCGUGGCAAGCUGACCACGUUUGAAGAGUACUUCCAAAAGAACCCCCUUCAUCUGCAGUGA